UCUUAUCCAAACCGGAAAAACUCGCAAUAUAAACAAUCAAAUUUCAUUUCUUCAUUGUCUCACACAAAUCCAUCUCCCCUUCCAUUUGUCCAAAAUCCCCAAAUUUUCGGGCCCCAAUUUCACGGCCGAGCUGAAAUUAUUUACUCGUUUGUAAAUCGUUUUCUUAUUUUAAUCGCGGCGUCAACAGCCUCGCAAAAUCUCGGAAUCAGCCCAUCCGUUUCGUUUUUUUUCUGCGGUUGUGGCUGAUUUCUCCGUGAAUUCGUUUCCGACGGUGCGUUCAUUGCCGAGUUUUUGGAGCGGAAGAUGACGAUUCAAUCGUUUGGAGAGAGUUCUGGUUAUUUGAGUGGGAGUCGUCGGAAGAUUACGUAUUUCAGCAAUUCUUACGUGCUGGGAUUGACUGUAGUUGCUGGUAUCGGCGGCCUGCUCUUCGGCUAUGAUACUGGAGUUAUAUCAGGAGCACUUCUAUAUAUCCGUGAUGAAUUUGAGGAGGUCGAUCAGAGUAGCUUUUUACAGGAAACAAUCGUCAGCAUGGCUUUGGUUGGUGCCAUGAUUGGAGCUGCAGUAGGCGGUUGGUUUAGUGAUGCUUUUGGGCGCAAGAAAGCUACCCUGUCAGCUGAUGUUGUAUUCGCACUAGGAGCUAUUGUCAUGGCCGCAGCUCCAGAUCCAUACAUUCUUAUUAUUGGACGGUUCUUUGUUGGCCUGGGGGUAGGUAUAGCAUCAAUCACUGCUCCCGUGUAUAUUGCAGAGGCCGCUCCAUCAGAAAUUAGAGGUGGCCUAGUGAGCACAAAUGUUCUUAUGAUUACUGGUGGACAGUUUCUCUCUUACCUUGUGAACCUUGCUUUUACUGAGGUUCCUGGUACAUGGCGGUGGAUGCUUGGGGUAUCCGGGUUACCUGCUAUUAUCCAGUUCUUUCUCAUGCUAUUUUUGCCAGAGUCUCCACGCUGGCUUUACAUGAAGAAGGAGAAAUCUGACGCCAUUGAUGUGCUAUCAAAAAUCUAUGAUCCGUUUCGCUUGGAAGAGGAAAUCGAUCAACUUGCCACUGCACUUGAAGAAGAGCGCCAACGGAAGACUCUAGUCAGUUACUUUGAUGUCAUCAGAGUAAAACCGCUAAGACUUGCCUUUAUGGCUGGAGCUGGAAUGCAGGCAUUCCAACAGUUCACCGGCAUCAACACGGUGAUGUAUUACAGCCCAACUAUAGUCCAAAUGGCCGGAUUCCACUCCAACCAACUAGCACUCCUCCUAUCCCUCAUUGUAGCGUUUAUGAACGCCCUAGGUACCGUUCUCGGAAUCUACCUCAUCGAUCAAUUCGGUCGUAGGAAGCUGGCGCUGAGCAGUUUGUUUGGAGUGACCAUCUCUCUCAUAAUCCUCGCUAUGGCCUUUAUCCUCCAGCCGUCCGAUUCUACAACCGGAGUCUACGGUUGGCUCGCAGUUUUAGGUCUGGCUCUUUAUAUCGCUUUCUUUGCACCAGGGAUGGGUCCCGUUCCAUGGACCGUAAACUCAGAAAUAUACCCAGAAGCCUACCGAGGACUCUGCGGAGGGAUGUCUGCUACUGUGAACUGGAUAUCGAAUCUCAUUGUAGCUCAAAGCUUUCUGUCGAUAGCCGAGGCCACGGGCACCGGCCCGACGUUCCUGAUUCUUGCUGCCAUAGCUGUCGUGGCGUUCGUAUUUGUGGCUGUUUACAUUCCGGAAACGAAGGGCUUGUCGUUUGAGGAAGUGGAGAGAAUAUGGCAGGAGAGGGCUAAGGGUAAUCGAGGUGUAGCUGUUGUUACUAAUGAGAGAGAGCCUCUGCUGUAGAUUUGUAGAGAGGGUUUGAGUGAUGCUUAGAUUGUUGUCUACUAUCAAAGUUUUGAUAGCAAUUGGAAUGUUAAUAAUUUGUUGGACAACUAUAAAAUGUAAUUUUGUUGUCCAUUUGUGUGUAAUCUAUGUAUGUUGAAUGUAAAUGGUUGAAUAAAUCUUGUUUUUGUUUU
Messenger RNA from Salvia miltiorrhiza (redroot sage), 1967 nucleotides. RefSeq names its product inositol transporter 1. Gene Ontology annotation, biological process: transmembrane transport. The transcript is spliced from 6 exons. Gene Ontology annotation, molecular function: myo-inositol:proton symporter activity. The record is from RefSeq and is a predicted model, not a curated record. Lineage: Eukaryota; Viridiplantae; Streptophyta; Magnoliopsida; Lamiales; Lamiaceae. Bases 304 to 1794 code for a protein of 496 amino acids. Gene Ontology annotation, cellular component: membrane.